AUGUUCCAGAAGAUAUCAGAAGCUCCAGAGCAGCUGGUGUGUGUUUGGGUGCUGCUGUGUGUUCUUCUGCUGACUGCAGUCAUAGUGCUGUGUGUCCACAUCUAUACAAAGAGCACAAACUACACACAAGAGAGACAGCAGCUGCUAACUAAGAUCACCAACCUCUCAGAAGAAAGAGACCAGUUAAAAUCAGAAAGAAAUGAACUUCAGAAACGUUUAGCAGAUGGAUGGAAGUACUAUCAAUCCAGUCUUUACUUCAUUUCCUCUGAGAAGAAGAGCUGGACUGAGAGCAGAAGAUACUGUAGAGAGAGAGGAGCAGAUCUGAUCAUCAUCAACAACACAGAGGAACAAGAUUUUGUGAAGAACAUUUCUGGUAUUUCUGAUCUUUUCUGGAUUGGUCUGACUGAUAUUGAAGUGGAGGGCAGAUGGAAAUGGGUUGAUGGCAGCACACUUACCUCUGGGUUCUGGGCGUCUGGAGAGCCAAACAGCUAUCGGGGAAAAGAGGAAGACUGUGCUAUUAAUCGUUCAUCAGGAUGGGCUGAUUUUUCAUGUGAUUAUAUGUCUAAAAUGGAUCUGUAAGAAGAGUGUUCUUAAAU
Messenger RNA from Cyprinus carpio (common carp), 596 nucleotides. RefSeq names its product CD209 antigen-like protein A. Lineage: Eukaryota; Metazoa; Chordata; Actinopteri; Cypriniformes; Cyprinidae. The transcript is spliced from 5 exons. Bases 1 to 579 code for a protein of 192 amino acids. The record is from RefSeq and is a predicted model, not a curated record.